Messenger RNA from Paracoccidioides brasiliensis Pb18, 1134 nucleotides. RefSeq lists its product as uncharacterized. Gene Ontology annotation, molecular function: pyrimidine nucleotide transmembrane transporter activity. The record is from RefSeq and is a predicted model, not a curated record. The coding region runs from base 1 to 1134 and encodes 377 amino acids. The transcript has 2 exons. Gene Ontology annotation, biological process: pyrimidine nucleotide import into mitochondrion. Gene Ontology annotation, cellular component: mitochondrion.
AUGACUUUCUCUCCGCAUUCUCACGACGAUGCCAGGCGCAAUAAUCCCCUUGGAAAUGGAAAACCAGGUUCGCAAACGUCUUUCUUGCUAAAGAAUGCGGAAACUGAUGAUGUGGAAGUUGCCCCCCAACAGACAGAGAAGGCUGAUGCAAAAUCAUGGGCUCACUUCGUCGCUGGAGGCAUUGGUGGAAUGACCGCAGCGACUCUGACAUGUCCCCUCGAUGUUCUAAAAACCCGUCUUCAGUCCGACUUCUACCAAUCUCAGCUGCGGGCACUGCGCCAGGCGCAUCCGUUGCCGCAGUCAACAUCCAUCCUAACCCUUCCGCGAAGCGCUAUGCUCCAUUUCACCGAAACCGUUCAAAUGCUCAGAUCGAUACAUGUCCAUGAAGGCUGGCGAGGUCUGUUCAAAGGCCUGGGUCCUAAUCUAAUAGGCGUCGUUCCAGCAAGGGCUAUCAACUUCUACGCCUACGGAAACGGAAAGCGUUUACUGAGCGAGUAUUUGGGAUAUGACACCGCCACUUCGCCAGUAGGUGUUCAUUUGAGCGCUGCGGCCAUGGCUGGCAUUGCGACGGGGACCGCCACAAACCCUAUCUGGCUAGUGAAGACUCGCCUGCAACUUGACAAAUCGACUGCUUCGAAUCUCCCCGGUCGAGAUCGCAAAUAUAAAAACAGUUGGGACUGCAUUAGGCAGACUGUGCGCCAUGAGGGAAUUCGCGGGCUCUACCGGGGGUUGUCCGCGUCAUAUCUUGGAGUCACAGAGAGCACGCUUCAGUGGGUAUUGUAUGAGCAGAUGAAACGGGUGCUGGCAGAGGCCGAGGGGCGCCUACAUGCGGAUUCAAACUAUGUCCCCAAUUCGGUUGAUAACGCCAUGCUCUGGGGAGGAAAAGUUGUUGCUGCAGGACUUGCCAAGUUCAUUGCUGCUAGUGUCACGUACCCCCAUGAAGUUGUGCGCACAAGGUUGCGGUUGGCACCCACGGUGUCUGUUUCCGGUGGCAAGCCGCAUAUGAAAUAUUCCGGUCUACUUCAAUGUUUCCGACUAGUGUUUAAGGAAGAAGGAAUGGCUGGCCUCUAUGGGGGUCUAACUCCUCACCUCCUCAGAGUUGUGCCAAGCGCUGCUAUCAUGUUUGGAAUGUGA